This is a messenger RNA of Staurois parvus, 371 nucleotides long. The record is from the annotation of a GenBank genome assembly. NCBI's taxonomy places the organism in Eukaryota, Metazoa, Chordata, Amphibia, Anura, Ranidae.
GUGGGGACCAGGGGCGGACUGACCAUUUGGAAACUCGGGCACUGCCCAAGGGCCCGGGGUCAGUAGGGGGCCCCAUGAGAUGCCCCUGCUACCUUUUUCAUAGGUUUUUUUUGAGUUUGUGCAAGGACACAGGGGCCCCAUUAUCCCCUAUUGCCCGGGGGCCCCAUGAGUUGUCAGUCCGCCCCUGCUGGGGACUGGCAACUAGUGUAAUGUCCUUUGAUCUGCUCCUACUGGAUGUGGAGUAGACCUAAAGUGCAUGUGGCAUCUGUCUUUGCACACAUGCACCUAUCAUGAACCACAUUUUACAGACUUUUUUGUGUUUGGGCAAGGACACAGGGGCCCCAUGAUCCCCUAUUGCCCGGGGGCCCCAU